This is a messenger RNA of Endocarpon pusillum Z07020, 1329 nucleotides long. RefSeq lists its product as uncharacterized. Bases 1 to 1329 code for a protein of 442 amino acids. The transcript is spliced from 2 exons. NCBI's taxonomy places the organism in Eukaryota, Fungi, Ascomycota, Eurotiomycetes, Verrucariales, Verrucariaceae. The record is from RefSeq and is a predicted model, not a curated record.
AUGUCUGAAAGAGAUCGAGGACGCCACUCACUACAAAACCCUCCCAGAGGUGGCAGAAACGACACUUUGCCAUUGAGGGAGCCACCAAGUACAGCUACGCGCCCAAGUACAGCUACGCGCGAGAGCUUAAUAGGACUAGGACCCUUUCAGUUGAGGGCUCGUCCACACGAAGCUGCACAAGCACAACCAUCAACAUCACAAUCGUCAGCAGGGGGAGACAAAAGUGUUCAAGGACCCCACGAAGCACAAGCCCUGCCUGGGUCCCAACGGUUCACCUCGAAUCAGUCAAAGCAUGACAGAUCUGGAGCAACUGGGAUAAGUCUAACACUGUCAGCAUUCGCAGCUUCUCAGCAGCUUAGUCUUUGGCCGCCCGGGGCUAGGCAAGCAAAUUCAUCGAAGCCACCACGUGUCUCAACACGUCGGAUCCGUCGUAGCGUGAGCUCAGCCUCAAAUUUACGAAGGCCUCAAGAUCCAGAGCUGCAGCAAAGGGCUAAAGCAGCCAGAGUUGAAGGCCUUACACCUCAUGCCAAUGCAUUAUCGACCGCUGCGCAGGAAAGAGAUCCCCUGCCAGAUCGACGGUCAGCAGAAUGCGAAGGACAGGCCCUGUCCUCGGAGACGGGGGCGAUGCUUGGGCUCACACAACUUGCGAAAGAAGCACCAGUGGCAGCAGCACCUCCACUUGAAGGACGAGCCGCACAAACAGGACCAGGACUUGCUUGGGGAACACGCAAGUCUAGAUAUGCUAACCGGAGGCUGGGCACUCAGCCUCUAACCAAGCCGAGCUUGAAGACCAAAGAGGCACCCCAAAAGAACGAGGAGGGUGACCCCGGAACCCGCCCGGCGCCAGGCGGAGCAGCAGCUGCUCACCCUAGGCGAAUCACUGGCCGCACGUUUGGCAGAGACCCUUUCGUUGAUGCAUUCGAAAGCGCAGGUCCUUCGUCAAGCAGAAGAGGCGGACCGACCACUGGUGCCCCACCCACAACUCCUGCCAGGCAGAUCAGACAUGCCAGACCGCAGGAUGCUGGUAGACGGAGCAAUGCCGGGCCGGGUUGUGCGAGAGGUGCUACGACAGGUGCACGCGCCGCUGACGCCGGUAGAUCUGAGUUGCUAACCUUAGAUGCAAAGAUGACGCAGACGGCUGACGGAGCAGACUCACGUCCACCACGACACAGGCAGAGGAAUAAAUGGACCCAAGAAGCCCGCUCCACCGUCUUUGAGUACGUGGCGCAGAAGGUGCCGGUCCGCGAGAUCAGCGAGAAAACGGGCAUUCCGCAACGCACAAUCCAGGAGUGGAAGCGCAAGCUGUAUCAAUAUGAGCUAACUGGUUGA